AACAAAAUAUGUCAAAAUGUGAAUUAAAAUUUUGAUUUUGAUGUAAUCCUAAGCAAAAUAAGCCAUCCGACUUAAGGCCUUCAUCACAUGUAUUCAGAUUUGGAAAUAUCGCAGUCUAUUUACAUUAAAGUAAACUGUAGAAUUUUUCCCUCAAGACACAGUUCUCCAGGAGUGGAUACUAUAAAGCUGCUUCAUGCCCAAGAAAUGCAUUUGAAUGGGAAGCAUCGUCACGACGUCUAAAUUGUACCAAUGCACACAUGUAUCACUGUAGUCCAUAUAAGGCAUCUCAGCUCUAUGAGUUUUGCUACGAACAUAAAGUAUUUGAAGUUAAAAAAGGACACUGCCUGGCAUUAACGGAAAAUGGCAUUUUAAAUCAAGAUGAAUGUCGUUAUUUUUCUCAAGGCUGUCCUAGCGAUGACUACUACAGUAACGAAUCAUAUAAAUAUCAAAGUUGUUUAAGUAUAAAUGGUAAAUGUUAUACGGAGGAUCGUUAUUGUAACUGUCUUGAAUCAAUAACGAAUCCAACAGUUACAUAUAUAACGGAACCGAUUGAUGAAGGAACAAAACCAAAUAAUGCCGACAUAACCAGAAGCAACAUUGAUACUAGAUCAUCAGGAAAUGAAAACAAAUACCUCCCCGGUUUUAUAGUUUUCGUAAUCAUUUUUUUCCUUUCGAUAGGAUUAAACGGCCUCCAACUGUACAUGUACAAAUGUACAUGUCAAAAUUUAAGACCAGGUAAUCAGGAAAACAUGACUGAGGAGGAAAGAAUGACACUAUUUCAAUCUGCAAACGGCAUUGAAAUUACCAAACCAAGAUACAGAAGACUGCAGAGCAAUUUUCAAAAUGAGUUUCCUCAGCUUUAUCAGAUGAUCUUAACCAGUUAUACAAUAGAAGAUUCUGAGUUGUUUCGACUGUUAAAACAAAAAUGUAUUAUUGGAUCACACCUUGGAUUUCAAUAUCUUGUUGAAUCAAGAGUCAAUCCAAAUAACAAAAUGGAAAUUUUCAAGCAGUGUGAUGCAAAUGGAUGUCCGCUCUUACAUUAUGCUGCUCAAGGUGGGUCAACUAUCAUACUCCGUGAUAUAAUAGCCUAUGGUUCGAAAGACCUUUUAAGAUAUAAGUGUAUACGAGGUCAACAUGCUCUGCAUUUUGCAAUCAGAUAUAAACAAUACGAUAUGACAGAGGAUCUCAUUGGAAGAUUAAGUAUUGAAUUUAAUCAGACGGCAAAAACAACAGGUACAGGAACAAGAGGCGUUUGCGAAAAUCUAGAAAGUGGUGAAAAACAAACAAUGGAAAAUGAUAUCAAACAUGCUUGGGGAGAGUUUGAUCCAGUUUUCUGGGUUGCAUGGAUAGGCAAUGGCCAGUUGCUACAUAUUUUAAAGAAAGCUGAUUAUGACAUUUCAAAAACAACAAAAACCGGACUUAAUAUCUUACAUAUUGCAUGCAUGAGUGAAAAAUUAAAAGAUGAUGAUACAUUUUGCAAACACCUUCUAAUUAAUGAGUCUAACAAAAUUGAUCCUGAAAGCACCGACUUGUCCGGAUGGAAUGUAUGUCAUUUUGCAUCAAUGUCUAAUUUCAAGGUACUAAAAUUUAUUGACGAAACCCCAAAUUUAUGUCAUAUGAUAAUGCAAAAAACCAAGUCAAAGAAAACAUGUCUGCAUAUUGCGUGCGAAUAUGCUCAGUAUGACAGCGUCAAACUCCUAGUUACAAAGUUUAAACAGCUGAUUCAAUUGGAAGACAAACAUGGAUGGAAUGCAUUGCAUUUUGCUGCUAAAGGUGGAAACGUAGGGAUAUUAGAAUUCCUCCUCAACGAAAAUUUGAAGAUUGGUUCUUUAACUAAAGACCAUAAGACAAUAUUACAUAUCGCGUGCCUUGGGAAGAACAUAGAUAUUUGUCAAUAUGCUGUUAACAAAUUUUCUGAAGAACUUUUGGAUGUCCAAACAAGUGAACAUAAGCUUACAGCUGUACAUUAUCUAGGAGUGCAGAAAAAGGAGCCUUCAGAUGGAAGUGAAGAGGAAAUUCUAAAAAUCUUUUGUAACAGUAAAAUGGAUCUUAAAGCGGUGUCCUUCAAAGGAUUAACUGCUUUAGACAGGGCAAUUGAUCACCUUGACACAGAAGUAAUUCGGUGCAUGCUUAAAAAAGAGUAUAGAGAAAAGUGUGGGGUCACUAUCCCCGUUCUUUCCAAAUACUUAGAGCCGGAAUCAUUCAUCAAUAAUGAAAUCAGAAACAUUAUAGAAGAUGCCAUUCAAGAAAUGAAAUAAACAUCACAAAUACGAAAACUUUCAAUGAACGAUAAAUUAAAAGCAGAAGAGGUUGCAAUUUUAAAGUUGAACACACAGAUUCAAAACUACAACUUUUAAAUUGUCCUUUUUAAUCUACAUAAAAUGUUUAUUAAAACUACAUUUUUGAACAAGUACAACUACAUGUACUCGUAUAAUGUGUGUAUUUUUUGCUCUACUAUGAACUUUGACGUAUUAUUUUGUGACAACAUAUUGAUCCCUAGAAUUAAAAAGUUGCAUGUACAUACGUCAUGCAAAAAUGAUUAAAGUAAAUGAUGUCAUCACCAUUUUUUGAAAAAUGUUAUUGAAUUCAAAUCGUAGAAAACAAGUUGGUGAGCUGUCAUUUAUAUGCAUUAACAUUUAAAACUUAAAUUUAAAAAAAAAAUUGUCGCCAAAUAUUUCUCGAUUUUAAAAAUUUAUUUUUACGCAUGUUCAAUAUAUAUUUAGAUUUGAACUGGUCCUGUCAAACAACAAAUGAACAGACUUAAAGCAUGUAAAAAUAUUGUUUUCAGUAUGCAUAUAUAUCGCAUUACAUGUACCAAUGGAAUGCUUACGUUUUAAGGUGGAAUACUGUGACCAAGAUUUUUAGUUUAUUGUAUGUUGAAGUAUCAUGAAAAGUGAUAAACAAUUGUUUAUUUUUUUUAUUUUUGUUUUUCAAACUGUGAAUGAAUCUUCUAAAAAUGUGUCUAAUGAAAAGAAAAUGUAAGGAAAUCAUUUUUCAAAGUAUGGCCGAUCAAAUUGCUAAAACAUUAAAUAUCAUCAAUAUUUCUAAAUUGGAAGCAUAAUAAAUCAUUUGAAUUAAAUUGAUGAGUAACAAUUCAAAGCCGAAUUUCCUAGUUUGUAAAUGAAAUUGUCCUACGUUGAUAUUUUCUAUCAUUUGAGUUAGAAUUUCUUUUAUUCAGAUCAGGUGAUAUUUGCUUUUAUUUGAAGGAAGAGUAUCAUUUCUUACAUUAGACCAAUUGUAAUUUUUUUAACAAUGUUGUUACAUUCCACCUUAACCCUUUUUAAGCAUAACGAAGAGACGUUUUAAAGAUUUAAUACCAUAUUGUAUUAUUUACUCUGUUUUCUUGUUUAUGUAUCUAUUAUUUUAUUUUUUUUGCUUACUUGUACAUACAUAUGUUUGAGGAAGGUCAUAUGGGAAAUUAAUGUACAAACCCGUUACCAUCUGUA
Magallana angulata is the source of this 3446-nucleotide messenger RNA. RefSeq lists its product as uncharacterized. The record is from RefSeq and is a predicted model, not a curated record. The coding region runs from base 258 to 2258 and encodes 666 amino acids. Lineage: Eukaryota; Metazoa; Mollusca; Bivalvia; Ostreida; Ostreidae. The transcript is spliced from 7 exons. Gene Ontology annotation, molecular function: protein binding.